Messenger RNA from Uncinocarpus reesii 1704, 258 nucleotides. RefSeq lists its product as uncharacterized. The transcript is spliced from 3 exons. The record is from RefSeq and is a predicted model, not a curated record. The coding region runs from base 1 to 258 and encodes 85 amino acids. Lineage: Eukaryota; Fungi; Ascomycota; Eurotiomycetes; Onygenales; Onygenaceae.
AUGGUCAAGAAAAACAUCGCCAUUGCAAUUAUCAUCAUCGUUCUCUUCAUCAUUCUCGCAAUAGUGGGGUUCGCGAUAUACGGCAUCAAGAAUCAGUUCGCGAUGUUCGACCGGUCGAGAAGAGCAAUCGAUGAGGAGGAGUAUUAUAAGGAGUUUCUGGGUGUUUUUGAAACGGGGGGCGGGCGAUACGAAGAAUAUAUCUACGACUUGAUCGACGAGGGCCAUGAUGCGGCAUUGGAAAUUGAAAAUGACGGAUGA